UUCUCAUCGGUAUAAAUUUCCAAAACCCCAAAAAAAACUAAAAACACAACUGCAAAUCCCCAAAUUCUCAUCUUUAAAAUUACCCAAAUAAAUGGAAUCAAACCCUUCGCCACCACCGCAAAACCCUAACCGGAAUUGGGCGGAGCUACCAGGCGAUGUGAUUGCAUUAAUUCUUAGUAAAAUAGGCGCAAUUGAAAUGCUAGUCUCUGCUCAAUUUGUAUGUUCUUCAUGGUGUAAUGUCUGCAAGGAUCCGGCAACGUGGAGAUCCAUUAAUGUGCUCCCGGAUGGUGAUUAUUAUAAUACGCGAACUUAUAAUCUUGAAGCAUUAUGCAAGAAUGCCGUUGAUCGGAGUUGCGGUGGCUUGGUUUCGUUAAGGAUUGAGUACAUUGCAACUGAUUCACUUAUCAAUUAUGUCUCGCACAGGGCAAAAAAUCUCAAACAACUUCGGAUUGUAUCUAGCUAUAGCUUGGGAGACGAAGCUCUUGCUGAAGCAGCCAGUAGAUUUCCGUUACUGGAGGAACUGGAACUUUCAUACUGCUCGUUAUCGAAGGAAGCACUUAAAGGUGUUGCAGUUUCUUGUCCUCUUCUUAUAUCGUUGAAGUUGAACUGCCAGGGGUACAAAUGCCCACAUGUUGAGGAUAACGACGAGGCUCUGGCUAUUGCAAAUCAUAUGCCUAAUUUACGGUACCUCCAGAUUUUUGGAAAUAGACUGACAAAUCAUGGUGUGCAGGCCAUUCUUAAUGGCUGUCCACAUCUUGAAUUCCUCGACCUUCGCCAAUGUUUCAAUGUAAAUUUGAAAGGAAAGCUAGGGAGAAGAUGUGCUGAGCAGAUCAGAGAUGUGCGGUCUCCCAAUGAUCCCACUGAUGACUAUCCUUAUAAUCCCGAACUUCCAGAAUAUGUAUUAUCUGACGAGGAUGACCCUUAUGGAUUUUCAGAUAUUGAGAUGGUCACUGAUGAUGCUGACGACUGUUAUGCAUUUUCAGAUGGGUAGAUUUAAGACUUUGGCGAUGUUGUUAGUUCUUGAUUAGGAUUUCUCGAUGAAGACGACAAGCAUUAGGGUGAGAGAUCAUGCUCAUUGCUCAUACUUGUGGAAGUAUAAAUUGUACGAAUGUGUAUUGGGUUUGCAUCCACACUUGAUUUGUGUAGCCAACAGUUUGUAUUUACACUUGAUUCUGUAUAUUUGAAUAAACCGAGGUCGUGUUUUUACUCAA
Molecule: messenger RNA, 1211 nt
Organism: Mercurialis annua (annual mercury)
Lineage: Eukaryota; Viridiplantae; Streptophyta; Magnoliopsida; Malpighiales; Euphorbiaceae
Product: putative F-box/LRR-repeat protein 23
Exons: 2
Coding region: 92-991 (299 amino acids)
Molecular function (GO): protein binding
Source: RefSeq, a predicted model, not a curated record